Sphaerulina musiva SO2202 is the source of this 4528-nucleotide messenger RNA. RefSeq names its product DNA repair protein rad5. The coding region runs from base 361 to 3387 and encodes 1008 amino acids. Gene Ontology annotation, molecular function: ATP binding; hydrolase activity, acting on acid anhydrides, in phosphorus-containing anhydrides; ATP-dependent chromatin remodeler activity. The transcript has 5 exons. The record is from RefSeq and is a predicted model, not a curated record. Lineage: Eukaryota; Fungi; Ascomycota; Dothideomycetes; Mycosphaerellales; Mycosphaerellaceae.
GACCAAGAAGGCGCUCCCGACGGCGACGAUCACACCUUGUCUGCUGCAACACGCCUGUUGCCGCCAGCCCAGAGCAGUGCCGCCAACUGUUCGACACGAGACCCGCACGCCUUCGAUGCUGAUGCCUUUACCAGCGUUGUCGGUCCAGACGUGCCUCAAGACGCCGUCAGAAGUCUGCAGAGCGCUCAUGGCUCCAACUUGGAGCAGGCCAUCAAUGCUUACUUCGAUGGAUCCUGGAAGACCACGCCUUCCAGAAAGGCUGCCACGCCACCACAGCCGACACGUCCACAGCGUCGCACCCUGAGCACCGAUAGGGAGAGCAGUAGCGGCGGCGGCAGCCGUGCCAAAGGCGCUUCGUCCAUGCCGCCGAUGCGGUACAUUGGUGCGCUGGGAGUGGCGGGCUGGACUACGAGGAGUGGCGUCUCCCUCCGCGCAGACGACGUGGUCAAGAUCCAGCGUGUGAGACAAGCGCCAAAGCUCAAGAUGGGGAAAGGCGGGAAGACGCAGCAAGUGUCGAGGCGAACGGAGGAUGUCAUUGUGCGCUUCACAGACAAGAAUGGAACUGAGAUUGGACGACUCGAGAAAGACUCGGCGCUUUGGAUUGGUGCUCUGAUUGAUCAGAACGUCUGUCAUUUCGAGGGACAUUGUGUGUUUGCUCCGGAGCGGAUCAAGACCAACGACACGGUAUACAUCCAGCUGCGUUGUUUCUUGCUGAGAUUUGUGUUUGAAACUGGAAAUUUGAUCAAAUCGGUCGAUGAUAAUCGUAGUGCUGGCUUUCUGGAGACAGCCGAAACAUCACAGGAGCGAGAUCUGAGGCUGCGCCAGAUCGGACUCGUCAAGCUCUUCUCGGAGAUCAAUCUGCAACCGGCGUCCGUUAACGAGGUCACUGCAAAACACAAGCGCGAGGGCAUCUUGCAGGCUGCAGAAGUCGCUGAGCAGUUUGAUCGAGUUGGCAGCAACAAGAAGUCGAGCCAGGACAAGGAGAAUGGCGGCUCGAGCCCACCUUCAGACGAUAACGAAAAGGAAGAGGGGGAGGAGCUCGAGCAAGACCAGCUGGAUAGCCUGUACAAGAAGGCACAGUCCUUUGACUUCAAUACGCCCACUGCUGAGCCCGCCUCAACAUUUGUCAUGGAUCUGCGGAAGUAUCAGAAGCAGGCGCUGUAUUGGAUGCUGCAAAAAGAACACAGAAGGAAUGAUGUGAAGCAAGAACAGAGCAUGCAUCCUCUUUGGGAGCAAUAUUUAUGGCCAGCAAAAGAUGCCGAUGAUAAGGAUCUGCACAUGGUGGAAGGGCAAGAUUGUUUCUACGUCAAUCCCUACAGCGGGGAGUUGAGCCUUGACUUUCCAAUACAAGAGCAAAAUUGCCUAGGGGGCAUCCUAGCGGAUGAGAUGGGACUUGGGAAGACAAUCCAAAUUCUUGCUCUAAUCCACAGCCAUAGAUCGCCGGAGCAUGAGGGUAUCGUGCACGACCAGAUCGACGUGGAAGUUGAUGCAGUCAGCAGCCUGAAGAGGCAAACGAUGGCAUCCAAAACAGUCAAAAGAGCACCUGCAACGACGCUUGUCGUGGCACCCAUGUCAUUGCUUGCACAAUGGGCAAGCGAAGCUGAAAAGGCCUCGAGAAGCGGCACGCUCAAAGUGCUUGUCUACUAUGGCAGUGAGAAGGAAGCUAACUUGCAGACACUAUGUUGCGGCUCUGACCUCAGCUCGGCUCCGAAUGUUAUCAUUACCAGCUACGGUACGGUAUUGUCAGAGUUCAAUCAGGUCGUCAAUGCUGGCGGGAAUAGGGCCACCUCCGGCGGCCUCUUUGGUGUUGAAUAUUGGCGCGUCAUCCUCGACGAGGCGCAUAUGAUCAAGAACCGUGCAUCGAAGACUGCCAAGGCAUGCUAUGAAAUUGCAGCCACACAUCGCUGGGUCUUGACGGGAACUCCUAUCGUCAAUCGCUUAGAAGACUUGUUCUCCCUGGUGCGCUUCUUGCGCGUCGAGCCGUGGAGUAACUUCAGCUUUUGGAAGACAUUCAUCACUGCUCCUUUCGAAAAGGGUGACUUCGUUCGGGCGCUGGACGUCGUUCAGACAGUACUGGAGCCACUUGUCUUGCGACGCACAAAAGACAUGAGGACUCCAGACGGAGAAGCUCUUGUGCCACUUCCUCAAAAGACAGUAACAGUUGAGAAGCUCAAAUUUUCGGACCCCGAGCACGAUGUCUAUAGGCAUAUUUUUCACAGGGCCAAGACGACAUUCAAUGCCAACGUCGAGGCUGGCACCUUGAUGAAGAGCUAUACCACCAUAUUUGCUCAGAUCUUGAGAUUAAGACAAAGUUGCUGCCAUCCAGUACUCACGCGCAAUAAGAACAUAGUUGCCGAAGAGGAGGACGCAGCAGCAGCGGUUGAUCUAGCCAACGGUCUCGCCGAUGAUAUGGAUCUAGCAGCGCUUCUCGCGAAGUUCGAGGCUGAUGAGGGCGAGACAGAUGCCGCCACGUACGGCGCGCAUGUGCUCAAGCAAAUUCAGGACGAGGCGGACAUGGAAUGUCCUAUCUGUUUCGAAGAGCCAAUGGAAGAACAAGCCGUCACGGGAUGCUGGCAUUCUGCUUGUAAGAAGUGCCUCCUGGAUUACAUUGAACAACAAGCUGCUAAAGGAGAGUUGCCACGCUGUUUCAGUUGUCGAGAGCCGAUCAACGCUCGCGACGUCUUCGAAGUCAUUAAGCACGACGACGACGACGACGAUCAGCCAGACGGCGCCGACAUCCUUAAUGCAGCCAUACAAACAGACGAAGACCAAGAGGAUGACGAAAUGUACACAAGUACACAGGAUAAAGUAAGGACUAUCAGCCGCAAGAAACCUCGAAUCUCGUUGCGACGAGUGAAUCAACUCUCCUCUGCCAAAAUCUCUACACUCACGACCACACUCAAAAGUCUGAAAAAGCGAGAACCUACAACCAAAUCUGUCGUGUUCAGCCAGUUCACAUCCUUCCUGGAUCUUCUCGCGCCAGCUCUGACCAAUUCCAGCAUCUCAUGGCUUCGCUUUGAUGGCAGCAUGUCGCAGAAGGAAAGAGCGAAAGUUCUUGCUGAAUUCGCAGAACGACCCAAGUUUACAAUUCUGCUGUUGUCGCUCCGAGCAGGUGGAGUUGGACUCAACUUGACAUGUGCGCGUAGAGUCUUCAUGAUGGAUCCAUGGUGGAGUUUUGCCGUUGAAGCGCAAGCCAUCGAUCGUGUGCAUCGUAUGGGCCAGACUCAUGAUGUUGAAGUGAUUAGAUACGUGGUUGAGGGAACUAUCGAAGAGAAGAUGCUCCGAGUGCAGGAGAGAAAGAAGUUUAUUGCCAGUUCGCUUGGCAUGAUGAGCGAGGAGGAGAAGAAGAUGCAAAGGAUUGAGGAUAUAAGAGAAUUGUUGAGCUAAAUGCUGCUUCAUGGAACCAACCUGUCUCUGCGCCGCGGGAUUUUGCAUUGGUUUGUGGUGAGGCCAUUCUCUUUCUGCUGGCUUUCAUGAUGAACUUCUGCUCUGCUUGCUCUGAAUCCUAGCAGGGCUAGUCUCGAGUCAACGAACAUGGGGGCGGGCAGGACCAGGCGCGAAGGGCGACAUAAAUCACCAUAUCCGAUUGCCUGCAGCUUUGCUCGCAGCAGCUUUUUUCGCAGCUCUCUUCUUCUUUUCCUCGGUCUUGCCAGUAGCGCCAGGUGUCUUGAAGAACAGACUUGGCCCUUGCCCUUCGCCAACCAAAUGGCUGAGGUAGCCUCUAUGUGCGGAAUCUCGGUAGUAUUCCAAGUGCUUUCUGCUCGUAGGAUCCGGUAACCUAAAGCGGUAUCUUCUUUCCUCCUGCGUAAGAGCAUCCGCCACUUUGUCCACGUCUACCUCAUCUACACCACGGUCCGCACUGGCAAUGUUGAUACGCGAUUGCAGGCUGUGGAUGGGGUCCAUUUCGCCCCUGAUGAUUCUUUUGAUCGCGAAGUUGGUGUAAUAGCGUGUCGUUACGGUACCUCCAAGCUUCUCGAUUGUAUUGAUGGCUUCGGCGCUCGCUCGUGAUACCACAAUAUUGAUGGGCGUCGUGAGCUCGUCUUUGCCACGUGCAAGCAAUUUCACGCCAUCUUUCACGCCGUGCACGCAGCGCGAUUCAUUUAAUUCCUUUAACGUAAUGGGCUGAGAAGGAUCCAGGCGGCCUCGGUUAAUCCAGUCCUGGAUGCGAUUGAGGUUGACCUUGGUCAUGUCCACGGAGAAGUGAUUUUUGAAGCCUCGCGGGCCAGCCACUAUCCAGUCAGGCGUCUGACCUCCAUUGAAGCCUGCAGGCACUUUUCCGUGCUGCUUUUGACCCUUGUGACCACGCCCAGAUGUCUUGCCCUUCCCGCUGGCAGGACCACGACCGCGCCUGAUGGGCUUGUUGUACGCGCCUUUAUUAUCAGAUAGGGAUGAGAGAAUCGAGGCGUUUCGUUGUUGACUCAGGAAAGGGUAGAGGAAAGGCGCAAUCGGCUGGUAUGCUGGCGAAAUCUGUGUCGGUAUGGAGACGGCUGCACGCCGUAGCAAUUGUAGCCGUGGAGGCAUUUUGAAU